AUGGCGUCGCGAAAUGGGAUUGUAUUUGAGGAUUUCUUUCCUGCCAUGGUGGAGAAGUUAGGAGCUGAAGGGUUUAUGAAUGAGUUGUACAGCGGGUUUCAAUUGUUGGUGGAUGAAGACAAGGGUUUGAUCACAUUUGAGAGCUUGAAGAGGAAUUCAGAAUUGCUUGGAUUGCAAGACAUGAGUGAUGAUGAAGUAAGGUGUAUGUUGAGAGAAGGUGAUUUAGAUGGGGAUGGUGCUUUGAAUGAGAUGGAGUUUUGUACACUUAUGUUCAGGUUGAGUCCUGGGUUGAUGAUGAAUUCAAGGAAAUUGUUGGUAGAGGCUAUUGUUAGUGAGAUGUAG
Molecule: messenger RNA, 342 nt
Organism: Dovyalis caffra
Lineage: Eukaryota; Viridiplantae; Streptophyta; Magnoliopsida; Malpighiales; Salicaceae
Source: the annotation of a GenBank genome assembly